UGUAAAGCCAUGAGAUCUAUUUUUUAAUGAGGACGCAUAGGUUCUAAAAGUUAUAGAAAUAUUUCUUGAAAGACGUGUCGUGUCUCCCCUCGUUUGCGAAAUAUGUUUGGUAGGAAUUGACGCAGAAAAGCAACGCUGUCAUCCAAAGCAACUGAUUCCUUCAAAUUAAUUUAUGAAUGAUUUUGUUAUGCACGCUUUUGUCCGUUAUAACUAGGAAUUUGGCCCCUUGUUCCUGUAAUUCCUUUCCUUUUCCUUUAUUUACUAAGGCGGAACUCGUCCAUCUCUCGCCCAAGUACGCUAUUAAGGGCUAGGUCAUAUAAUUUGAUGAACGCGUUCUUCGUCCAUAGCUUUUGUGACAGAAGUUUAGGAGAACUUCCUCUUGACAAUCGAUUGAUACGAAAAAAUUGUAGCUCAAACCUCGAAGAGUUCGUGGCCUGCUCUACUCUUGUUUACGACUCUCCUUAAGAACAGUAAGGGUAAGGCCUCUACGACCUCACCACCGAACGCGUUCUCAAAGUAACUGUCUUCAUCGAUUUCGCUACUUGAGAACUCUUGGUUUAGGAGGCUCAAUUAUUAAUGCAAUGGAAUCACCAAUAGGAUCAGAUCAGUCAACGCCGACGAAUCCUACCGUCAACUCGAAAAAACGUAGAGGACGUCCUCCCAAAGGAAGUUAUGCGGCGUUUGGCAGUGAUGAUGAAGACGACGAUGAAUAUUACGGUGGUCGUUCGCGUAGGAGGACAAAUCGUGCUCCAAGACCCAAGGUUGCAACGCAAUCCUCUGGUUCUACCGUCGUUCCCAAAGACCUGUAUACACAUCGUGCAACUCUAGAAGACGACGAACUCAAUUUUGGUGUGGUUGAUCCAGAAGGAGAAAAAAAGGUGAACGAGCUUGGUUAUUUGAACGGUGGACGCGAGUAUCGUUGUCGAACAUUCACUUGUCUGGGUAGAGGAAGCAGGUUGUACAUGCUUUCCACAGAACCCGCUCGUGCCAUGGGUUAUAGGGACUCAUAUUUACUGUUCUUAAAACAUCGCUCACUGCAUAAAAUUAUUGUGGAUGAUGCAGAAAAAUGGGACUUAAUUGAACGAAAUAUUAUUCCUCACUCAUACAAGGGAAGAGCUGUGGGAAUUGUCGCUGCGCGUUCCAUUUUUCGUGAAUUUGGUGCUAAAAUCAUUGUCGGUGGUCGAAGAAUAGUCGAUGAUUAUUGGGAAGGUGAAUUUCGUGCUCGCGGUUUUAAAGAAGGAGAACUAGCAGAUCCAGAUGACAAGUUGCCCCCUCCGGGUAUGCCAUAUAAUCGAAAUCAAUAUGUCGCUUGGCAUGGUGCCAGUGCUGUAUAUCAUUCCCAACCCUCUUUUGAAGCACAAUUACCAUCGGCAGUCAGAAAACGUAAAAAGGACCCUCCCAAAGAUGCUACCUGGUUGUUUCAGCAUGCCAAAGCCACUUCUGCUUACAAUAAUGAUAUAACUAAAAAUAUCGCACGAAAACAAGCAACCGGUUGUUUUGAGCCGCAUACAAAUUUACUUCACGUUUUUCAAAACUCGCAGCCAUCGAGAACCGAGUGGACUCAAGUUACUUCUAACCAAGAAGGGUACAUUACUCCAAAGAUGGAUGUAUUAGUAGCUCUAAAUCCCGAUAUAGCUCCUCAAGUCUCGUUAAUAAAUGUUCCCUCCUCUGUACUUGCUUCUUGUCCUCCUCAUAUACAAGACGCGAUUCGGAGGCGACAAGAUCAAGAACUUUUACAAGCCAGAUUGAACGGUGCAUUGUGUUCGUUUUAUAAAGAGCCUAACUGA
Messenger RNA from Schizosaccharomyces cryophilus OY26, 1787 nucleotides. RefSeq names its product RSC complex subunit Rsc7. The record is from RefSeq and is a predicted model, not a curated record. The transcript has 2 exons. Gene Ontology annotation, cellular component: nucleus. Bases 582 to 1787 code for a protein of 401 amino acids. Lineage: Eukaryota; Fungi; Ascomycota; Schizosaccharomycetes; Schizosaccharomycetales; Schizosaccharomycetaceae. Gene Ontology annotation, molecular function: chromatin DNA binding.